Tremella mesenterica DSM 1558 is the source of this 2553-nucleotide messenger RNA. RefSeq lists its product as uncharacterized. The transcript is spliced from 12 exons. Bases 85 to 2397 code for a protein of 770 amino acids. The record is from RefSeq and is a predicted model, not a curated record. NCBI's taxonomy places the organism in Eukaryota, Fungi, Basidiomycota, Tremellomycetes, Tremellales, Tremellaceae.
AGCUUGACUGACACUUUGACUGUUCUCGCCACUCGCCACUCGCUAAUCUACUUCGCCCCUACUACUUGCAUAGUUCUUGAGAAUAUGGCGCGACUCGGACUUGUUCUCGUCGUUGUCUCCCUAGCCGCUCUUACCUUGCUCCCCACCGUCCACGCCUUUGGAGCAGGUAACAUUCCUUCAUACUCGUAUUUGGAAGAAAAAGCCUAUCGUCAUGGUGACAUUGAAGACGUCAUUGCCAAGCUCUUCAAAACCGCCGCUGGUGGAUUCUUAUCGAGAGGUACCAAGUUCUCGCCCUUGGAUGUCAAACGGGUGUACUUUGGGAACUGGCUCAGAGAUUACUCCCAGGCGGUCGAUGUCGGAGCACUGAAAAAGACCAAUAUCCAAACUAUCCUCAACGUCUGCCUAGUCCUCGGCUUUCUAGCUCAUGGCUACGUCACAGCAGAGUUUGAGGUGACCAAGGAAAGGCUUGGCUGUUACCUGCCUACGGAACAUAUCGACAAUCCCAAGGGCUAUGCGGAUGGAGAAGACGCAAGGCAGUAUGACGACAGACUCCGACCUCCUGUUGACCCAAGAGAACUGGAGAUUGAUCCAAGGACGGGUAUGAAGAAUUACAUUGCCAAUGAGGGGAAUGCCUGGGAUACGUCGAAAAGUCUCGUGCGCAGAGUGUUGCAACAGUGUAUCCAUUAUGGUCGCCAAUUUAGGGUUACAGAUGAUAAGAAGGACGCCUAUGAAGCUUUCCGACUUCUAGGACAAGCUCUCCACACUCUAGAAGAUUUCCCUGCCCAUUCAAACUUUUGCGAGCUGGGACUCAUAUCAUUGGGUCAUCAACAAGUCUUCCCGCAUGUCGGUCGUAAUGUCACAGUCCGAUCUCCACAGGGACGUCCGGUCCACCCAUUGGUCACUGGUACUUUCGGUGGAGCCGACUUUAUCCAUUCUCUGCUUGGUGAGACCACCGAUCAUCUCAGCGAAGCCUCUGUGUCUGACCUCUCUCAGCGCAUGACCAGUGCUCGUUCCAUCUCAGAUGGUCAAAGUGCCUCGUCCGAUACCCUCCGACAACUCUUUUUCUCUCUUCCCGGUGGUGAUGGCGAAGGUCUCACUCGUGAGAUGGAAGACGUGCAGAGUAUGCGUGCUGGUCAGCCUGGCGGAGUGGAUCCCAGUACGAUGAGCCCUCAAGAUCUACAUCGUGUGCUUUGGCAAGUCCUGGCAUUUCGUGAUUCCGUAAUGAAGAAGAUCGAGGAUACCAGUCUGGGCCCCUUGGUCGAGAAGAUUUCCAAUUCAGUUUCAGUCUUUAUUCUCACCACCAUUGAGCCAUUUGUCAAGCCGCUGCUGGGUACCGCCACGUCGGCUCUGGGUACAAGCUCUCAGGCAGUCAUCGACUCUCAUGAUCAGUAUGAGGUAUGGAAUGACUUCAACGCUUCUGACCCGACGCACUCCUUCUUGUCCAAAGAUCAUUUUGCGCUACUCCUGAACGAGCCCGCUGGGAAAAUCGCCUCGGUGAUUGUCGAAUACUCGGUCAAUCUGGUGGUAAAAGCCUGGGACAAUCCCAACAUGCCCACCGAACAAGUCACCGAGCCUGUCCUCGAAUGUCUCUUCCACCCAGACUUUUUCGACGGCAGGUCUCAAAUUCAGCGCAUGAUGUUGGAUACUCUCCGAACGUGGAUAGACACCAGGGGGAAAGACAAGCACGAAGUGUUGAAUCGGUUGACCUCUGAUAAUGUUAGAGCGGGAAAGAACAGGCGUAUUGGAGAUACCAGCGAAAACACAGGUCACGUUCAUAACUCUUUACUGCCGGAGGGUGGGUUACAGGCUGUGUUGGCGCAACAUAAUGUACAUGUGCCCGGUGCCCAGGUUCUCAACGCUGGUCAAGAUCUUUUGGGUGGCAAAUUGCCCUGGCAACCAGGCUUCGGUGCUGGUGGUCCCGGCCGUUUCAGAGAAUUCGAUCCCAAUGCCCCCGAACCUCAGGGACAAUCUCCCUACCCUGCUCAACCUUCUUUCACUCCUCAACCAAACUACGAACCCGGUCCCCAAUACUCUUCUCCUCAACCGGGGUUCGAACAACAACGGUACAAUCAGUACCAACCACCAUCGCAAUCGCCUCAACCCUCGUACGGGCAAUACGAAUCGAGACCCUCGCCUCAUCCUCACCAUCACCAACAUCACUCUCACGAACACCACCCUCAUCAUCAGCAUGAACAAGAAGGUUAUCCAGGGCAGAACCAAGCGGCAUACCCGCCUCCGAUGGGGUACGACCAAUAUGGUCAGCCAAUGCAAUAUGGACCUCCACCAGGUCAGUACGGUCCUCCGCCAGGGCAGUGGGGUCCUCAACAGGGAUAUGGUGGACCUCCGGGCGGUUGGGGUCAAGGACAAGGCGGACAAGGAGGUCAAGGGGGGUGGUGAGGGUCGUCGUCUAUCGUGACGGAAGAAAGGAGGUUUGACUGUAUAACUGAGUACGAAGUGAGGGAUAGGUUUAUGAAUGUCAUGCUGAUAUGAACAAAGUAAGUUGGUCAAUUAGUAGUCGCACGAUUUGAAGAUGAACAACUGUUAUGGGUGCAU